This is a messenger RNA of Morone saxatilis (striped sea-bass), 1830 nucleotides long. RefSeq lists its product as uncharacterized. NCBI's taxonomy places the organism in Eukaryota, Metazoa, Chordata, Actinopteri, Moronidae. The record is from RefSeq and is a predicted model, not a curated record. Gene Ontology annotation, cellular component: nucleus.
CUGGUCUGGCGGUAUUUCCCCAAACAGAACCUUCACGCCUUGUACUACAACGUGGUUGUCUUAAUGCUGCAGAGGAGGGCCUUUGUGUAUUUUGCUGACUGGCCUACGUGCUGCGACUUUGUCCGAGAUCACAUCAUAAAUCCGGUGUCGGUCAAAGGCUGCACGCUCAGCGUCCACUUUGUCUUGCAAGACAUGGACACCAUCAAUGUCGUGCCCGAGCCCCCAGCUGUGAAAUGUCAAACCCAGCCUCCUUUUACUGAACCUUCGGAUAAUGGGUCACAACCAGCUCUGCAAGCCAGUGGCCUUGGUGGAUCUGCCAAUUCUGAGCCAAUCACAGAAGGAGCAAAUGUUACCGCCACAAACGUUGUAGAAAUGGAGGAGGAUGGUGAGAAACCAGCAACUGAGAUCGCCAUGGAUUCCACUAUCGGUCCUGACGCAAAUGAAGCUGUAGAGAAAGUAGAAGUAAAGGAGGACGAGGGGUCACUAAUAACUUCAAUUGCUCCUGCUGAUGUGACCUCUGCAGGCGACAGUGGAAACACAGCCACUGCUGCUUCCAGCUCUACCGCUUCAGCCACAGCGUUCUUGCCUGAAGAAAAGUUUGCCGAACUUCCUGAGAUUAACACCGACAUUGUCCAGGCCCUCACGGCAGCUGUUCACCAGCACAAACUCGCACAAAGUAGCAGGUCCCAGAGUCAGGAGAACGAGAGCCUCAGCAAAAACAACACAAGCUCUGAAACUGCAACGGCUGAAGAGACACCUCAAAGAAUGGAUACUCAGGAUGAUUUUACAGCUGACACCUUUUCUUCAGAUGCCUAUCUUUUCGAUGAGCAAAAUUUCAACAUGGAGGACUUCGUCACUGUUGAUGAAGUUGGGGAUGAUGUAGAAGACACAACCCCUGAGCCUUGUAGCACUUCCUCAUCCUCCUCCAGAGCAAGAAGAGAGAGGCAAAGCUCAAGUGUGUUGGCUGGUGACAAACAGGCUUCAACAAGGUCUUCAAGAGAUUCUAGGAGCUCAUCCUCAUUGUCCAAGUCAACUAAAGGCUCAAGCACUUCUAAAUCAACCUCUGUGUCACCAAAACGGUCAAAGGACUCAUCUGAGCCCACCAAAUCCCCUACCAAACCCUUGUCCUCUUCCAAUGUCAGGAAGCCCUCCUCUUCUUCUCCAUUCUCUACUGAAACCUCUUCCUCCCCCGGUCAGAAAGUACAACAGAGCAAGACAAAAUCUCCAUCCAAAGCAUCAAAUAAUGUGUACUCUGUUCGUAGUACCCGUUCGUCCUCCGCUGCAUGUGAAAGGGAAAAGAUUAGAUCAGAAACAUCUGUUGCGGCAUCAGUGGAUACUCACAUGGAGCCACUUAGAAAAGAAGCGAAAGCCACAGGGGGCACAGUGGCAAAGUCUGACCACAAACUGUCAGCAGAGGGCACUGCUGCAAAAACUGUUGAGUCAGAAACAAAAAUAGACCAGCCUCCUCCAGACUGUCACAAUGAACAUACUUUAAAAGACCCUGACUGUGAUGUUACUGAACAAGAAGCCUUUGAAAUAUUGGACUCAAUUGAAGACCAGACUGCAACAGAAGAUGAAACUGAAACUUCCAGUGACCAGUUAGAUCAGCCAACAACUACAGAGUCAGAGUCAGACAAGCAAAAAAGGACCAAGCAACGGGAAGGGACUGCUAGAAAAGAUGAUAGAUCAAAAAGGAGUGGCUCCACAACCACAGCAUCCAGAAGUGAAGAGGAGAAAUCCCCAAAGAAACAGGACAGGACGGUUAAAAUGUUUGAGACACCAACCAAGAGGGAUACCAAAAAGGCCACUGAGGAGAUGGUGUUUGAGAUA